Magallana angulata is the source of this 2896-nucleotide messenger RNA. Its product is annotated as acetylcholine receptor subunit alpha-like. The transcript has 3 exons. Gene Ontology annotation, biological process: regulation of membrane potential; chemical synaptic transmission; signal transduction. Lineage: Eukaryota; Metazoa; Mollusca; Bivalvia; Ostreida; Ostreidae. The coding region runs from base 1353 to 2555 and encodes 400 amino acids. Gene Ontology annotation, cellular component: neuron projection; synapse; membrane. Gene Ontology annotation, molecular function: neurotransmitter receptor activity; transmembrane signaling receptor activity; extracellular ligand-gated monoatomic ion channel activity. The record is from RefSeq and is a predicted model, not a curated record.
UCAACGAUUUUGAAUUUUUACAAAAUUUGAUAAAAAAAAUGUGGUUUAAAAUGUUUGUUACUCAUGGCUUACAAGUACGUAUAGUGGACAUUUUGACCAAAGGCGCCACGCUGUUAGAUAACAAUUGUAGGACAGAAAAAAAAUUGCAAAAUUAUAUUUAAUUUUACUCUUUAUUUCAAUAAGAAGUACGUCACAAUAUAGAGGUGUCCCUUUCUACCUUAAUUUGUUGAUUAUGAUCAAGCAACAUACAUUUUUUGUCAUAAAAAGUAAAGGAUUAAUCACACAAGCACACAUUGCUAGCUAUUGAGAUAAUGAUUUAUUCAAAGGAUAAAUACAGAUUUGAAAUUGUACAUUUUAAGGUGGAAUGGGACGCUUCCAUGUUGUGACGUAUUGUUUAUCGAAAUAAACAAUAAAACCAAGUGUUAUUUAUAUAUUAAGUAGUUUCUUUCCCAAAAUUGUCACCUAUACUCUGUCCCAAAGUAUCCUAGAUUCACAUUUUGCUUAAUUACUCUAUAUUUAUAAACACCUUAGGGUUCAAACGAUGUUCAUUCAAAAGUUUGAAAAAUUUCCAAGAUUUCCCAUUUGAAACGUCGCCGUUAGCUUAUCGGGAUUCAAUACACGGCUAAAAAUUGUGAUGUCUAAGGGAAUUUUGUAUUGUAGCGGGUGGUAACGUUGAAAAUUGCACGAGGUAUUCCGAGUGACUUCCGAAUGGAGAAAAGAUGCAAACAUUUUUUCGUUCCUAGGAAUUUUUUCGAGUGUAAAAUGAUAACGAGUCAAUGAAGAUAUCUUGGAAAUUUUCCCUUUCAUCGAUUUAUAGAUUUAUUGUUUAUUGUCAUAUAUUAAACAUGCAAAUAUCACAAAACUCAAAAUAAACGAAGUUUCGUAUUAAUCUAAUUUCCUUAUGAGAUCAAAAUAAUUGGGUACUAUGAUUACCGUCAGAUAACUAUGUAUUAACAUCCAGUGACUGCGUGCUUUUACCCUAAUUCUUUGAAAAAACAUCCACAAUUCGGUUUAUUGUUAUACUCGUUCUACAUUUUGAUUGGUCAAUUCCCCAUUAUACCGGGUAGCGGGGUUACCUGUAGAAAUUUUGUCUGUCACGGUCAUUUCACGCAUGUCCAUCUGGAUAAACAACUUUCUCGAUUUUCUUUUACCUGCAGGUCAUCUUUCCAAGUCAAGGUUUCAUAAUCAGCUCAUCUAGACACACGGAGAGUGAUGGAUCAGAAACAUUUGAACAUGUGAAGAUGGUGACUGGAUUUUCAACUUCAUCAAGACCCUACCACCUAUGAUGAAAUAGCUUAUAUAAAAAAACAACAGAAACCUCUAUAAGAUAUUGAGGAAACGACGAGAGAAAAAUGGUAUUGAUCAUAACGCCGCUAGUUUUACUUGUAGUGUCAUUAGAUUAUCUGGGAGUAGCGAGUUAUAACGUCACUCAUCAAACUCAGCUGCACACUGACGUGUUAACCGGAUAUGACAGAAGGGUUAGACCAAGCGACGGAGGCACGCCCACACUUAUUGGGAUUACUUUCAAUGCAGUUUCUCUUAAGGAAUUUUCUGAAAGCGGAGGCAAAAUCGCGUUGGUGGGGGCCUUUAGAUUCGUUUGGAGGGAUACAAGGUUGGCGUGGAAUCCGGCAUCUUAUGGCGGUGACCUUGAACGAACUGUCUUGUAUGUCAAGGACAUAUGGGUUCCAAAGUUGGUGAAUAUGAAUCCUUAUGGGUCCGUUAAGAUGCUAGGUGUGAGCGAAAUGUUGUGCGAGAUUUCCUACGAUGGUUAUGUAUCAUUCGUCUUGCCAGACAUGUUCGAAUCCACUUGUGACGCGGAUGUGACGAAUUAUCCAUUUGAUUCCCAAACUUGCUCCCUAAUAUACUAUAUUCCUGGGUAUUACACGGACGACAUAAACUUAGACGCAUCUGAUCCAACCAUUGACAUGGUACUUUAUGAAGAAAACGGACUUUGGAAAAUCACAAACACAUCAGUUACAGUCGCUACACAAGUAACAGAUUUCCAGAUUCUGAAACUUACAGUAAGCAUGGAGAGACGGACGACUUACUACAUAGCCGGCCUUCUUCUUCCGAUUCUAUUAAUGAAUAGCAUACAACUGCUAGUGUUUAUAAUUCCGGUCGAAUCCGGGGAACGCAUAGGCUACUCUAUUACCGUGUUAUUGGCGAUUGCGGUUUUUCUUACUAUUAUACAAGACAAACUUCCGGAAUCGUCUGAGCCGAACGUAUCCCUUCUUACUUACAAACUCUUGGUAGACAUGAUCAUCGGUUGUGGCAUGAUCUUUGCUGUCGUUAUUGGCUUAAGAUUCUACUUCCGGACCGAGGUCACACCGGUACCCGGAUGUCUGCGUGGCUUUGCUCGGUGCUUCUAUCUAAGUUGUUCACGGAAACACCAGAAGCAGACGAUCGUUCCCGCGAAGAAAGAACCCGUCACUUCAUCUUACAGAGUAACUUGGCAGGAUGUUGGGGAGGCAUUUGACCGCAUGUGUUUACUAUUGUUUAUUUUGUCACUUAUAUUGAAUAAUGCUAUAUACUUUGCAGCUAUAUCGUUAAAAUAAAACUAUACAUCGGUAUAUGCCCUGUUACAUGCAUUUCAAACGACUCAAACAAACGCGCAUUAACUCAUUUUCAUCUAAUUCAUUAUCCAUGUUCUAGACCUGAGAUAUACAUGUGUAUUGUCAUUCUUUUGAGGCUCUUAGCUCGGUAUGUUGACACAGCUUAACCCUGUUGAUACAGCUUAACUUGUGACCGAGUUUUAACAAUGCCGAUCUGUACCUAUUUUAAGACGGGUAAAAUGGCAAACGAACUUGGAUCACGUACAUCUGAAUAUAGAUUACAGAAGUCAAUGAUAUCAGAAUCUUUAAACAUAUUAAACAGGUGAAUGCCAUUGUUAACGUUA